Molecule: messenger RNA, 330 nt
Organism: Besnoitia besnoiti
Lineage: Eukaryota; Apicomplexa; Conoidasida; Eucoccidiorida; Sarcocystidae
Exons: 1
Coding region: 1-330 (109 amino acids)
Source: RefSeq, a predicted model, not a curated record
AUGGAAAGCACAAGAGAACUCAGUCUGGCAGCCAAAGACUUUCGGGAUUUCAACCGCGGCUCACGUCGCGCGGCGAACUUGUGCCUUGUGACAGGCCUUUGGCAAGCGUGCGCGGAAGCGCGGUCAGCGCCAGAAGACGAAAGCGCGGUGAUACGGCAAACUGUGGCGGAUGAGGUCAGGAGCGAGACGAAGGGCCGUAAGAGAAGAGUGUAUUCUUUUUCGGCUGCUGUGGGUUCGUUUCUGUGCGUCUGCCGCGGACAAGCGUCAGCCUGCAGAGCGCUGCUCCCCGCGGGUUUCAAGCCUCGCAGUGCGAAGGCCUCAGCACGCUAA